This is a messenger RNA of Aspergillus tanneri, 924 nucleotides long. RefSeq lists its product as uncharacterized. Bases 1 to 924 code for a protein of 307 amino acids. Gene Ontology annotation, biological process: mitochondrial respiratory chain complex I assembly; biosynthetic process. The transcript has a single exon. The record is from RefSeq and is a predicted model, not a curated record. Gene Ontology annotation, cellular component: mitochondrion. NCBI's taxonomy places the organism in Eukaryota, Fungi, Ascomycota, Eurotiomycetes, Eurotiales, Aspergillaceae.
AUGAUCCCGGACACUACAUCCUCAUAUACGAUUGGACUGAUGCGUCUCCAGUUCUGGAGAGACGCCGUCGCAAAGACUCUAUCCGGGUCUCCACCCAAGGAACCCAUCGCGAUUCUCCUGGCGUCUGCGAUCUCGGACCUCGACGCGCGCACGCAGGGCCAGGCACGCAUCAGUAAAGGCUGGUUGAAUAGGAUGAUAAAUGCGCGGGAGCAGACCUUGACGAAUGAUCCGUACCCGAAUAUCGCGGCGCUGGAGUCCUACGCCGAGAAUACGUACUCAACUCUGAUGUAUCUGACGCUAUCAGCCAUCCCCAUGGCCUCUGUCACAGCGGAUCAUGUUGUGUCCCAUAUCGGGAAAGCAGCGGGGAUUACGGCCGUGCUACGGGGCCUGCCACUCGUGGCGUUCCCUUCCCCGCAGAGUCAGCAUUCGAACCAGAACCAGGGGGGAACGAGCGUGAUGGGUGGCGGAGCCAAGCAAGGUGCUGUGAUGCUUCCGCUGGAUGUCAUGGCGCAGGCGAGGGUGAAGGAAGAAGAGGUUUUUAGACAAGGUGCUGAGGCUCCGGGGCUCCGGGAUGCGGUUUUCACGGUGGCCACCCGUGCGAACGAUCAUCUUAUUACUGUGCAGCAGAUGCUGAGCAAUCUGCGGGCGGGCCGGGAUGUCGGCCAUGAAUUCGAACAUGAGGGCGAGGAAGGCCAUCAGUAUGGUUCUGAAUCUGGAACUGAUCAUUCCAGGAACCAGCGCGACGAGACGCCAUUGGACGAGGUGAAUCGCGCAUUUGGUGUUUUCAUGCCUGCUGUGGCUACGCGACUGUGGCUGAAUAGGCUGGAAAGUGUUGAUUUUGAUAUUUUCAGACCGGAGCUCCUUGGGUCGGAGUGGAAGCUGCCAUGGAAGGCCUACAUGGCGUUCACACGGAAAAAAUUGUGA